Molecule: messenger RNA, 693 nt
Organism: Phaedon cochleariae (mustard beetle)
Lineage: Eukaryota; Metazoa; Arthropoda; Insecta; Coleoptera; Chrysomelidae
Source: the annotation of a GenBank genome assembly
AUGAACCCCCCCGACCGUCCCGACGUUACGCCCCCCUCAAAAAUCAAGCACGCCACGCGCAGCCCAGUCUGUCUGCCGGACAUCCCGUUGCCCGCGCCUCCGCCCAUGGCCAACAUCAUGAUGACGUCACGGUUCGAUCUGCAGACGCUAGGCGGGUUCGGGUACCGCCGGAUCCUCAGCACGACGCGAGGAUCAGAAUAUGAAAGAUCACCGGUGCUGAGCAGGUGCACUGCGCCUGUGCAUCACCAGGGGGAGCAUGCCCUCAGCUACGAGGAAGCGUCUCCCGAGUACCAAAGCGUCUUCUACAACGACCACUACAUGUCCGACAUCGACGAGAACGAAGAAAUCAAGGAGUUCCUUUGCGGGUACAACGCACCAGAGCGUAGGCAUUCCGACCACUCGGAGAAGCAACUUCCUUCCGGAUGCGCGGGCAACUUCAACUUCAACACUCUGCCGCAUCCGGGAUUCCGGAGCGUGGGGCAGCGCAGCUUUGGGAGCAACAGCUCGAUGAAGAGCUCGGACUAUUACGUGUGCAGCCCUUUGCCGGUGAGGAAGGCUGAAGCUGGCGGCAGCGUCUUCAAGAGUCCGCAGAGGACGAUAGAGGGGAUUUUGAGGGAGAUGAAAAGGGCCGAAGAAUCAUUCGAUUGUCGAGGUUUGAACUACUCCAUAAGGGAAAGUUUCCUGAGAAGUUGA